AUGUGGUUAUUUGUUUUAUUUUUAUCAAUAUUUAUUCUGUCAGUAUUUUGUUAUAUUCCAAUUAUAAAAGAGAAUCCAACAACAACUUAUGAACCUGAUGUUAUUUUUGAACCUGUUUCAAAUUCGAUAUUUGAUAAACUCAACGCAAAUUUUCAGAAUAUUUUAAGAUUUAUAUCCGAUAAACAAGUGGAAACUAGUGUUAUUUAUCAUAGUUUUGAAAUUGCUUCUUGA
Molecule: messenger RNA, 231 nt
Organism: Caenorhabditis angaria
Lineage: Eukaryota; Metazoa; Nematoda; Chromadorea; Rhabditida; Rhabditidae
Source: the annotation of a GenBank genome assembly